AUGUACGGCAAAGUACGUGUACUUCUCUCAUACAACACUCACUUUGUUGACGUUGGCAAUGUGGACGUGGAUGGCGUCCGAGGCGACCAGUUCUCACAUAAACGAACACAUCAAGUUAACUCUGACCAAGAAGGUCCUUCCCAAUAUUUUCAGACUCUAUCCAUCAAAGCCUUCUACAACACACUCCAAGUCUUCAAGAACAGCACCAGAAAGAACACAAUCAUCUGUUAUCACAACAAAGCCUUUUCCAACACCCUUAUCCAGCCCCCAAAGCCCACAAUGAACAUCUCUAUCUGCCCCCACCCAGACCCCGUGGCCGUCGCAGCCAUUGAGCGCGAAGUCUUCAGCAACUACCAGUUCAACGUGAUGACCAGCAUCCUCGGCGUAGUCGUCGUGUUCUGGUUGUGUACCUCCGUCUUCUUCAUCUACCAUUUCUACAAGUCCAACCGAGCCAAUGCCACCAGACGACGAUUCAACGAGGAUCAGGGCAUUGAGCUCCGCAGUGGGGUCAACUCUGUACGAAUCCAGGAUGAGUUUGUCUUCUGGGCUGACAACUAUCGCCGACGACAGCAGCAAGCUCAGCAGCAGAGAGCCCAGCAACAGCAGGGUCAACAAUCUCAGCAAAACCGAGAGACUCAGCAAGCCCAGCCGCAAGUUGAGGCACAAGACUCUUAA
This is a messenger RNA of Xylaria bambusicola, 675 nucleotides long. RefSeq lists its product as uncharacterized. The record is from RefSeq and is a predicted model, not a curated record. The coding region runs from base 1 to 675 and encodes 224 amino acids. NCBI's taxonomy places the organism in Eukaryota, Fungi, Ascomycota, Sordariomycetes, Xylariales, Xylariaceae. The transcript is spliced from 2 exons.